AAACCGGUGUGAGAAAAGCUUUAACAACCACAAUUAAAUUAGGUUUAUUUGAACUUUUUUUUGUGUGUUCAGGCGUACUGUAACUCGACGAAUGUCAAACAAGACUACUCAACCGAGUUUGAACGAGAAGUACACUGAAAACGUGGAGACUCUUUAAAUGCUGCCUUGAAAUAGUGUGGCUUUCCACACGAGCAGAACUGUGCCGUACCAGAGGAGAGACCUGCAGCCAUGGCGGGCAGGGGUCGUGGAGUGGGUUCCUUUACCUUCAACAUUGACGCCCUGGGCAUCGGCAGAGGCAGCAUGCCAGAUGCCAGGGUGGGCCCCAGCCCUCUGUUUCCAAAUACAGAGUUUAAACCAGUUCCACUGAAAGGCGGUGAAGACGAAGACUACAUGCUGGCCUUAAAGCAGGAAAUGAGAGGAACGAUGCAGCGACUGCCACACAACAUUAAAAACCCGACCAACAAAGCAGAAGUGGAGAAAUACACUGAAAGGUACCUGAAGCGACGACAACUUGACGAUGACGAAUGGACUCCAGACUGGAAUUUGCUUCCAAAAGAGUUGAUGCCCCGGACUAAAAAGCCUCGAGCCAAAAUAGGUGCCGGAACAAAGAAAAAACCUGUGAAGAUCUCAAGCAAAGAAGCCACAGAAGUUCUAAAUAAAUUAGAGGAACUGGCUAAGAAGGAUGACGGCAACCCUGAAAAGUCAGAUGAUGAGACUGAGAAGAAAACGGGAAAUGAGGAUGAAGAAGAAAUAGAAGCGGAAGAAUAUGAUGAAGAAAUUGAGGAGGAAAAUGAUUACAUCGAAAGCUACUUUGACAAUGGAGAAGAUUUCGGUGCCGACAGCGAUGAGAAUAUGGACGGUGAAGCAACGUACUGAAACUAAUUUCUAAUUUGAGCAAGCUGGCAGUGCAAAAACAUCAUGAUACAAGAAUUAAUCUGUUCCUUUAAAAUGCAUUGCUUUGGUGGUGUGCCUGUGUAAAUAGAAGUGCCAAAACGUGCAAAAUGAAGAGAAAUGUAUUGAAAAUAGAUUU
Nematolebias whitei (Rio pearlfish) is the source of this 1030-nucleotide messenger RNA. RefSeq names its product polymerase (RNA) III (DNA directed) polypeptide G (gene polr3g). The coding region runs from base 229 to 876 and encodes 215 amino acids. The transcript is spliced from 8 exons. Gene Ontology annotation, cellular component: RNA polymerase III complex. The record is from RefSeq and is a predicted model, not a curated record. Lineage: Eukaryota; Metazoa; Chordata; Actinopteri; Cyprinodontiformes; Rivulidae. Gene Ontology annotation, biological process: transcription by RNA polymerase III.